Molecule: messenger RNA, 1215 nt
Organism: Arabis nemorensis
Lineage: Eukaryota; Viridiplantae; Streptophyta; Magnoliopsida; Brassicales; Brassicaceae
Source: the annotation of a GenBank genome assembly
AUGGUUGAUUGGUCAAAGUUACCGGAGGACCUCCUCUGCAUGAUCGCCGUUCGAUUGUUCUCCGCCGUCGAAUUCCAACGUUUCCGUAGCAUCUGCAGAUCAUGGCGCUCUUCUUCCUCCUCCGCCGACAAAAACCCUUUCCCUCCCCGACCAGUCCUCCACCUCAAUCCCCUCGUCGUCAGUGUCACUUCCCCAUACGGAAACAUAGAUCAAAUCUACGGCCUCGACCUCUCCGCGUUCCUCUCACGCGCCGCCUUCUUCCGCGUCACUCUCUCCUCCUCCUCCGAGAGGAACCAGAGCUGGCUGAUCAAAUCCGACGCCGAUCUCGGGUCCGGGAAAUUCCGUCUCCUCAACCCUCUCUCGCGUCUCCCGUUGUUGCAGAGUUGGAAACAGAGCAUCGAUCUUUUGGAAUUCACCGUCUCUGAGAUUCGAGAAGCGUAUUUGGUUCAAACCUCUCGCAAGAAGAAGCUAGCUCACGGGUUAAACAGAGUGAUUCUUGUCCCUGUUGCAGGAGGAGAUCCACGGAUUGUCGGAAUCGGCAUAGAUGGGAAGAUCAGGUACUGGAAUGGUGUAAUCUGGACCAGAUUCAAAGACCAGAUGGCUGAAUUCUCCGACAUUAUAGUUCACAAGGGGCUAACUUACGCCUUGGACUCGGAAGGGGGUGUUUGGUGGGUUAGUUCCUCUCUUUGCAUCUUCAGGUACGGACCUUCGCUCGAUGAGGACAUCGUCACUAGUGGCUGUUUCAGUGAGAAGAGCUUGGUUGAAUGUUGUGGAGAGCUUUACAUUGUCGAUCGUAUCCUUGAAGGGAAAUUUCGAAAGCGAAAAGUUGAUAACUACGAUGAUAAUGGGGUUUAUGUUGUUCGUUUUCCUCAGUUACACUAUGCGAUACACGACGAUGCUGGGAUUGAGAAAUGCCAAGUAUCACUAGGAAAACGUCCCAAUACGGUUGGUUUCAAGGUUUACAAGAUGAGUGAGGAAUCGGGGAAAUGGGUAGAGGUUAAGUCCAUGGGAGACAACGUGAUUGUGAUGGCUACGGAUUGUUGUUUCUCGGUUUCGCCUCAUGAGUUCUACGGAUGCCUACAAAGCUCUAUUUACUUCAGCGAUGACGAAGAAGAGCUAAAGGUGUUCAAGCUAGACGAUGAUAGUAUCACGACAAAGACAAUGACGGGAAUUUCACAAGGUUGUUUCCAAAUGUUUGAUCCUAGCUUUCGCUAA